Pongo pygmaeus (Bornean orangutan) is the source of this 1699-nucleotide messenger RNA. It is a transcript of the gene SMTNL1, whose product is annotated as smoothelin like 1. Gene Ontology annotation, molecular function: protein binding. The record is from RefSeq and is a predicted model, not a curated record. The coding region runs from base 40 to 1539 and encodes 499 amino acids. Lineage: Eukaryota; Metazoa; Chordata; Mammalia; Primates; Hominidae. The transcript has 8 exons.
UCUACCCUGCAUUCUACUCCUUCCCAACCUCGCAAAGAGAUGGAGCAGAAGGAAGGGAAGCCCUCUGAGGAUGGGACCACCGUCUCCCCAGCUGCAGACGACCCGGAGAUGUCAGGAGGUGGAGCCCCUGCGGAGGAGACCAAAGGCACAGCUGGAAAGGCCAUCAAUGAGGGGCCUCCCGCUGAGUCAGGAAAGCAGGAAAAGGCACCAGCCGAGGAUGGCAUGUCAGCGGAACUCCAGGGGGAAGCAAAUGGAUUAGAUGAGGUCAAAGUGGAAUCUCAGAGGGAGGCUGGUGGGAAAGAGGACACUGAGGCUGAACUUAAAAAGGAGGAUGGUGAGAAGGAAGAGACCACUGUGGCUUCUCAGGAGAUGACUGGCAGGAAAGAAGAGACCAAAUCUGAACCCAAGGAGGCUGAGGAAAAGGAGGAGAGCACGCUGGCCUCUGAGAAGCAGAAGGCUGAGGAGAAAGAGGCCAAACCUGAAUCUGGGCAGAAAGCCGAUGCCAACGACAGAGACAAGCCUGAACCUAAGGCAAUGGUUGAGGAGGAGGAGGCCAAGACAGCCUCUCAGGAGGAGACAGGCCAGAAGAAAGAGCGCAGCACUGAACCCAAGGAGAAGGCUACUGACGAAGAGGCCAAGGCUGAAUCGCAGAAGAAGACUGUUGCGGAGGAUGAGGCUAAGGCUGAACCCAAGGAGCCCGAUGGGAAAGAGGAGGCCAAACAUGAUGCAAAAGAGGAGGCUGAUGCAAAGGAGGAGGCGGAGGAGGUGGAGGAGGCGGAGGAGGCAGAGCCAGGCGGUCCCAGCGAAGAGCAGGAGCAGGAUGUGGAAAAAGAACCAGAGGGAGGGGCAGGGGUGAUUCCCAGCUCCCCGGAGGAGUGGCCUGAGAGCCCCACUGGGGAGAGGCACAACCUCAGCACAGAUGGGCUGGGUCCAGACUCUGUAGCUUCCGGACAGACCAGUCCUUCAGCCAGUGAGUCUUCACCCAGCGACGUGCCCCAGACUCCUCCUGAGUCCCCUCCCUCAGGGGAGAAGAAGGAGAAGGCACCAGAGCGCAGGGUAUCAGCCCCUGCUCGGCCCCGGGGGCCCCGGGCACAGAACCGCAAAGCCAUCGUGGACAAGUUUGGCGGGGCAGCGUCCGGCCCCACGGCCCUGUUCCGGAACACUAAGGCAGCCGGGGCAGCCAUUGGUGGUGUCAAGAACAUGCUCUUGGAGUGGUGCCGAGCCAUGACAAAAAAAUACGAGCAUGUGGACAUCCAGAACUUCUCCUCCAGCUGGAGCAGUGGCAUGGCCUUCUGUGCCCUCAUCCACAAGUUCUUCCCUGACGCCUUUGACUACGCAGAGCUGGACCCCGCAAAGCGCCGGCACAACUUCACCCUGGCUUUCUCCACAGCAGAGAAACUGGCUGACUGUGCUCAGCUGCUGGAUGUGGAUGACAUGGUGCGGUUGGCUGUGCCUGACUCCAAGUGCGUCUACACCUACAUCCAGGAACUGUACCGCAGCCUUGUGCAGAAAGGACUGGUGAAGACCAAGAAGAAGUGAGGAGGUGACUGGCUCUGUGGGUAGAGAUGGGCAGGGUGCCCAGCUCACCAGCCACGGCCCGGGAGCUCCCUUCUGCUCCAUGGAGGCACCAGAGCCCAGGGCUUAAGCAAGGGUGUGUGGCGUUGGUUUUAACUGCAUUAAAAGUACUUUUGUAAAAUCC